AUGGGACACACCUGCUCCGCUUCACCUGCCACCAUCAUUGGAACUUCCUGGCGUCCUCACCGGAAGCAGAUUCCGCUGCUCAGCUUCUUGCACAGCCUGCAGAACUGUGAGCCCAAGAAACCUCCUUUCUUUACACAUUACCCAGACUCAGCAAAGCCGCAGCACUAUCGUCGUCGGCCGCGCACACAGUUUGCUCCGGAACAACUCAGAGUGUUGGAAGCACAGUUCACAAAGACCACGCACCCAGGCUGGGACGCCGUACAGGCCCUGGCUUCAAGGCUCCACCUUGAGGAAUCAGUGAUACAGACGUGGUUCAAGAACCAGUGUGCCAAACGGAGGAAGCUGCAGCGGCAGCAGCAAACGCAGCCAAGCGCGUCAUCCGGAGCAUCAACGCAGCCCGUUUCAGAGAAGGAGGAGGAGACCCCCUUCCCCACAAGGGCGGCAAACCCUCAUCCAACGAGUCCUGGAAUUUCGGAUGCAUUUUACCACAACCCGCAGGAGCCUUAUGAUGUCAAGACAGCUGGAGGCACUGGUGUUUCAGUGUGCAAUUCAUCACGGGAUUCUCUGCAUUCUGAUAUUGAACAGAUAGAUCUGGGGGAUUCUGAUCCUCCUUGGGCCUCCAUUCCCUAUGAAAUGGAAGACCUAGUGGAGCUAUAUGCACUACCUGGUGAAGUGGAUCCCAGCACCUGGGAUCAGUACCUCUUCCCAGUGCGCCUUGGUCAAGGGGGUACAGCCGGCACGGAUCUGCAGGGGAAAUCCACACCCACGGCUCCUGAGAAAGAUCCGUGACCCAAAUCCCGGCUACCUGAGAGAAUCAAGUCGAAACAGAUCAGAGCCUAGGGGUUUAUCUUUUUCUGUAAGAAAAAAAUAAA
Lemur catta (Ring-tailed lemur) is the source of this 872-nucleotide messenger RNA. It is a transcript of the gene LEUTX, whose product is annotated as leucine twenty homeobox. Gene Ontology annotation, biological process: regulation of transcription by RNA polymerase II. The record is from RefSeq and is a predicted model, not a curated record. Lineage: Eukaryota; Metazoa; Chordata; Mammalia; Primates; Lemuridae. Gene Ontology annotation, molecular function: RNA polymerase II cis-regulatory region sequence-specific DNA binding; DNA-binding transcription factor activity, RNA polymerase II-specific. Bases 1 to 789 code for a protein of 262 amino acids. The transcript has 3 exons. Gene Ontology annotation, cellular component: nucleus.